AUGUGCCUUCAAAAUUCUUGUGCGCAUUUGUCGGCAGAGGAGGCGGUUGCAAUCGAAGAGAGUCUUUUGAUAUAUUGCAAGCCAGUUGAGCUCUACAAUAUCCUUCGCCCCCGUGCUCUGCACAAUCCUUUAUUUCUGCGUAGAUGUUUGCAUUACAAAAUCCAAGCAAGGCGGAAAAGGAGGUUCAGGACUGGGAUUGUAAUAUUCAACUAUAGGGACUACAACAACACGUUACGAAAGACUGAAGUUACUGAAGACUUCACCUGUCCCUUUUGCUUGAUGCAAUGUGCAAGCUUUAAGGGUCUGCGUUAUCACCUGUGCUCUUCACAUGACUUAUUCAACUUUGAGUUUUGGGUAACUGGAGAGUACCAGGCAGUAAACGUUUCUGUGAAAAUUGAUAUAUUGAGAUCUGAGACUGUAGCAGAUGGAGCAGUCCCACAACUUCAAACAUUCUUCUUCUGUUCAAGGCCAAGAAAACGUAGGGCAGAGAACCGUGGUCAAAAUGAAAAGCAUGUUAAUGUACAAUUCUUGGAGUUAGACUCACCUAGACUAGCCAAUGGAGUUGUACACGAGGGACUUUUGGAGAAUGAUGAUGGUGAGAAGGCUUCCAAGGUGCAUUGGGAAGAUAUCCAGCUUCCAUCUACAGGUGAGAAGGCUUCCAAGCUGCGCGUCGAGUGGAAAGAUAUCCGGCAUAGAAGGCAUGAACAUGAAAACUAUGGUCCUGAUCAUCCUAGUUCUGUAGAAUGUGUAACAUCAAGUUCCAAUAUUCCUGGUUCUACAGUUGGAUCUCUGGAGCCUGAUUGUGUUAAAAUUCUAUCUGGAAGUGAUUCCGCACCACCUACUAAAAUAAGGAAGUUAAAUGGAGAGCGAUCGGACCCAAAAAACCGUAUGCUCCUGCAGAAACGACAGUUCUUUCAUUCUCAUAGAGUUCAGCCUAUGGAGUUUGAGCAAGUAUUAUCUGAUCGGGAUAGCGAAGAUGAAGUUGAUGACGACAUUGCAGAUCUUGAAGAUCGGAGGAUGCUUGAUGAUUUUGUAGAUGUUACCAAAGAUGAAAAGCAGCUGAUGCAUCUCUGGAACUCAUUUGUGCGAAAGCAAAGUGUGCUGGCGGAUGGUCAUGUUCCCUGGGCAUGCGAAGCAUUUUCAAAACUUCAUGGACAGGAGCUAGUCUCCUCUCCGGCUCUUUUCUGGUGUUGGAGGUUUUUCAUGAUCAAACUUUGGAAUCAUGGUCUGCUUGAUGCGGGCACAAUGAAUAGUUGCAAUAUCAUUCUCGACGGAUACAAACACUAG
Molecule: messenger RNA, 1287 nt
Organism: Prunus armeniaca (apricot)
Lineage: Eukaryota; Viridiplantae; Streptophyta; Magnoliopsida; Rosales; Rosaceae
Source: the annotation of a GenBank genome assembly